CAGCGCAGGCGCGUACUCAACCCCCCGGCCUCCUUCGUCCGUCAGUCUGCCGCCGGCCAACGAGCGUCCCGCCCGUCUGAGCCCCUAGUCGCGCGUCGCGAGUGUUCCCCAACUCCAAGUGAUGACGACUUGUGACUAGUGCAAUGCUCGUGCUCCGUUGUGCCCUCGUCGCGGCUUUGCUCGCCACCGCCACCGCCGCCUGGCAAGAGAACGUCAGGCCCAAGGUCUUCGCGCAAUUAGUUUCAGGAGUGGAUGACACACACAAGUUCUUGGGCAAUGACACGCACACAGACUACUUUAGGCUAUUACUCCGAGACGGCAAUUAUUUACUUGUCGGCGGCAGAAAUGUUGUCUACAACCUCAGUCUGACUGACUUGGCCGAGCAGAGAAGAUUAGUUUGGUAUUCAACGGAAUCGGACAUCGAUAUGUGCGUUGUCAAAGGAAAAGAUGAGGAAAUAUGUCAGAACUACAUCCGCGUGCUGGUUUCCCUCGCUCAAGGGCGGCUGCUGGUUUGCGGCACCAACAGCUUCAAGCCCUUCUGCAGAGAGUACAGCGUGCAAAGAGACUCCUAUCAUAUGGAAAAGGAGAAGUCAGGCCAAGCGGUGUGCCCACACGAUCCGGAACAUAACUCUACGGCUGUUUACGCUGAUGGAGAGCUUUACUCUGGCACCGUGGCAGACUUCAGUGGCAUGGAGCCAAUUAUUUACAGAGAGCCGUUACAAACAGAGCCUUACGACUCCAUGACGUUAAACGCACCUGAUUUUGUGAAUUCAUUGGUGCACGGGAACUUCGUGUACUUCUUCUUCAGGGAGACCGCCAUCGAAUAUAUCAACUGUGGCAAGGCGGUCUUCUCUCGAGUUGCCAGAGUUUGCCGAGAUGAUCGCGGUGGACCCCACCGAUUCAAGCAACGUUGGACCUCGUUUCUCAAAUCUCGUCUAAAUUGCUCUGUUGCAGGAGACUUUCCAUUCUACUUCAAUGAGAUUCAGUCAACUACAGAGUUAAUUGAAGGCGUAUACGGUGGCCUCAAUGCCCAGCUUAUCUACGGCACAUUCACAACACCACCUAACAGCAUAUCAGGGAGUGCAGUAUGCGCGUUCAGCAUGCAGGACAUUGCUGAUACAUUUGAAGGGACUUUUAAGGAGCAGAGCGCGAUCAAUUCAAAUUGGCUUCCAGUAAAUACUGCAAAAGUACCAGAACCUAGACCGGGUACUUGUCAUAACGACUCGAGACAACUACCAGAUCAAACUCUAAACUUUAUCAAAACACAUGCAUUGAUGGACGAAUCAGUGCCAGCUUUCUUUGGAGAGCCAAUCGUAAUCAGAACUAGCUUUCACUACAGAUUUACGCAAAUCGCUGUUGAUCCACAAGUGAAAACACCCGGUGGAAAGGCUUAUGAUGUGCUGUUUAUUGGAACAGAUAACGGGAAAAUUAUCAAAGCAAUCAACGCAGUAUCAUACGACUCAAACAAACGGGCUGUGCCUGUAGUGAUAGAAGAACUGCAAGCAUUUGCAGCUGGUUCACCAGUCAGAGCAUUAAGGGUUGCCAGAGCUGGUCGUGACGCCGCGAGACUUAUUGCUGUGUCUGAUAGAGAGGUGCUCAGCCUGAGACUUCACAGAUGUUCUAGUGAGAAAAUUAGUUCUUGCUCUGAGUGUGUAGCCCUUCAAGAUCCUUACUGCGCGUGGGACAAACAAGCGGGACGGUGCCGAGCGUACUCGCAUGGAGUUAGUCGCUGGUUGGAUGAGAACUCCUUCUACCAGAGCGUCAGCACUGGGAGUCAUGCAGCUUGUCCUCAUAGCAAAGACGCAGGCGCUGUUGGUGGUCUCAGCUCGGGCUUAUAUGACGAUGCGCGAGGCGAGAAUAAAGGGGAGGUUAUCAAUAUCGUUCAAGACAAAGAUGGAAAAGGAAACAACAAUAAUAACGAAGGGCCAGAAGUCCUAGCAGCUGACCCGCCGCCAGCAGCGUACUCAGUGGAAACUUUAGCGCUAGCGGUGGCCGCGGGGGCUCUAGCUGCGCUGGGCGCUGGAUUCGCCGCAGGCUACAUAUGCGGUCGACGCUGCAAGAAAGAUGACGAUGAUAACAUGCCCUAUCCAGACACAGAGUAUGAAUACUUCGAGCAGCGACAGAACAUCAACAGGAUUCAAGCAGAACCUAAACUCCUACAACAAGUAGAAGAAGUAACGUACGCAGAACCCGUACUAGCUCCCCAACCUAAGCCCGCCUCCCCCCGCGCGACCCUUCGCAAGCACCCCCCCUACCAUCCGCACCACGAGACACUCUUCCAGUUCCAGCCGGACGCAUACCGCAGGGACAACUUCGGGACGCUCCGCUCCCACCAGGUCAAUGGCGAUGGGUACCGGCGCGGGAACGACAAUGGCUUCUCGACCACGCGCUCAGUGAAAAAAGUGUACCUCUGAGAAACAAGCGGGGUGGAGGCGCGCGACCAAAUGCAUCAUCAUAAGCAUAAUACGCACCACCACCACACGUUGGUGUCGCAGCGCAGCAGUGGGUCGGGAUCGGGGACCGCGAGCGGGUCAUCGUCGUCGCCUUCACCGCCCUCGUCCUCGCCGUCACCGUCUGGUGAGCGCCCGCCCACCCCACCGCCGCCCGCGCCUCAACCCUGCGCCUACAUCUACCGCAAUUAACGCGUUCGCCCCUACAAUCCGCCCCCACUCGCGUGGCCCGCCAACCCCGCCACCCCGCUGGAACGUUCAAACGAACCUUUGUUUUGACGCGUUCUAGAAAUCGAGGGCAUUCCCCGAAUGUGUGAUACGGACAUUAAAAUAUAAAGACAUUCCAGAAUGGUGCGUGAUCGUUAUUCGAACUGUGAAGAAUGGGUCACAUUGUUAUAAUGUACCAAUUGAUAGUGAUUAGAAUUAGUCCGCUGAACUUACUGAUGGUGCUUGAACAAUGAAAAUGAACAAAAAUCUGACAGCCAAGGUACUUGAAACACUGCAACGUUGGUAUAACGUGGUUAAUUAAUUAAGCGUUUCGUUGCUGCAACAUUGAGUUAAUUGUUAUUUGUAAUUCUGCAGCACAGUGACCUAUCGACCGUCCGUAAGAUGUAGUGAUUAUUAAAACGGCGUCAUCAGUUAGUUCAGCGUUGUUGUUUUGUCCAGAAACGAAAAAGAAUUUCGCCCGAAACGGUACCAGUGAACAAUACGUCAAGGAGAAGUGUUCAUCGAGAUACUUGUUAUGUUUAUUUCCAAACAUCGCGCGUAAAGUCGCAAUAAUAAAAGUAUCCAGUAUCUACAGAUUCAAGAGCCGAAAUUUGCUCGCCACGAUGCUUGUGAGUUAUGCACGCGAUCUAUUAUUCCCUUUGCUGAUGCGCGUAUGAGUUCACAAGCAUGAGUUGUGAAAUCAUGAGUAUGAGUUCGCAGGUAUAGUUUCGCGUGACAGGAUUCGCCCUGUCUGGACAGAGUCUAACAAUAAUUAACACUUGUUGGAUGAUGUAACGUUACAAUACAUCGUACAAGUGCGUUGCCUAUAAAAUUUAGAAUCUUAGAGCCUAUUUUUACAAAUUAAGAAAAAGAAUUUGUAAGAUAGGCUGAGAAAUAUAGCGUGUUAUUCGUGUAAUUUGUUACUACUUGGAUUGUAUACAAAGUCACCGUUUACGUGACAUAAACAUUCUUCCAUGCUAAACAAAAUAAUAUACGUACUCGUGAUUAUCCAG
Messenger RNA from Pararge aegeria (speckled wood butterfly), 3670 nucleotides. It is a transcript of the gene Sema1a, whose product is annotated as semaphorin-1A. Gene Ontology annotation, molecular function: semaphorin receptor binding; chemorepellent activity. Gene Ontology annotation, biological process: neural crest cell migration; axon guidance; positive regulation of cell migration. NCBI's taxonomy places the organism in Eukaryota, Metazoa, Arthropoda, Insecta, Lepidoptera, Nymphalidae. The transcript is spliced from 18 exons. Bases 144 to 2414 code for a protein of 756 amino acids. The record is from RefSeq and is a predicted model, not a curated record.